This is a messenger RNA of Prunus armeniaca (apricot), 1077 nucleotides long. Lineage: Eukaryota; Viridiplantae; Streptophyta; Magnoliopsida; Rosales; Rosaceae. The record is from the annotation of a GenBank genome assembly.
AUGGGUUCUCUCCCACCUUUUUCCUCAGACUUCAUCAACCCACAUUCUCUAUCCAAUCCCAAAACAACAACAGCAACCCAAUCUUCUUCUUCCUCAUGCAUUGACGAAACUACCCUCCUCAACCUCUUCAAAUCCCAACAGAGCCACCUCAACUUCUUCUUCCAGCACCUGGACCUAUCCCAAACCCUAUCUUUCACCCGCACCCUCCUCCUCCAGUCCUCCGCUGGCGCCACCGUCUUCUUCUCCGGUGUCGGCAAGUCCGGCUUCGUUGCCCACAAGAUCUCACAGACCCUCGUCUCCCUCGGCAUCCGCUCCGGCUUCCUCUCCCCACUCGACGCCCUCCACGGCGACAUUGGCGCCCUCUCUAAAAGCGACGUCUUGGUCCUCUUCAGCAAGUCCGGUACCACCGAGGAGCUCCUCCGCCUCGUCCCCUGCGCCAAGGCCAAGGGCGCCUUCCUCAUCUCCGUCACCUCCGUCGACGGCAAUGCCCUCGCCGCCGUCUGCGACAUGAACGUGUAUUUACCCUUGGAGAGAGAGCUCUGCCCCUUCGAUUUGGCUCCGGUCACCUCCACCGCCAUUCAGAUGGUCUUCGGCGACACCGUUGCGAUCGCGCUCAUGGGCGCCAAAAAUCUCACCAAGGAACAGUACGCCGCCAAUCACCCCGCCGGUCGGAUCGGCAAGCAUCUCAUCUUCAAGGUGAAAGAUGUGAUGAAGAAAGAAGAUGAGCUUCCGGUUUGCAAGGAAGGAGAUAUGAUAAUGGAGCAGCUGGUGGAGCUGACGAGUAAAGGCUGCGGGUGCCUGCUUGUGAUCGACGACGACCAUCACCUGAUCGGCACAUUCACUGACGGCGAUCUGCGUCGAACUCUGAAGGCGAGCGGGGAAGCCAUCUUCAAGCUCACGGUUGGGGAAAUGUGCAACAGAAACCCUAGAACCAUCGGUCCAGACGCCAUGGCCGUGGACGCCAUGCAGAAGAUGGAAGCUCCUCCGUCCCCGGUCCAGUUCUUGCCCGUCAUCAAUGGCCAGAAUCAAGUGAUUGGGAUUGUCACUCUGCAUGGACUGGUCUCAGCUGGUCUCUGA